This is a messenger RNA of Sesamum indicum (sesame), 564 nucleotides long. RefSeq lists its product as uncharacterized. The record is from RefSeq and is a predicted model, not a curated record. Lineage: Eukaryota; Viridiplantae; Streptophyta; Magnoliopsida; Lamiales; Pedaliaceae.
AUGAGGGAUCCGCAGGAGCAUGUGGCGGCAUUAGAAAUGGUGAUGAACCUCUACGGACAAUCAGCCCCAAUAAUGGCAAAACUAUUUGCGACCACACUCACGGGGAAAGCUCAGGAGUGGUUCACAAACCUGCCUCGAGGGAGCAUUGAAUCCUAUGAGCAGCUCGUGCAAAAAUUCAACUUCCACUUCGCGAGCAAGAAGAAGCAGAAGAGAUCCGCCACCCAUCUGUUCAACAUCCGGCAGAGAGAAGAUGAAACUUUGAAAAAUUUCAUGGGCCGGUUCAACAAUGAAACCCUGGAGGUGCAGGAGUUAAGGAUUGACAUGCUCGUGAGCAUCCUCAUUCACGGGCUCAGGAAGAGUUCUUUCGCAUCCGCCCUCGCGCGAGACCCGCCCGUCGACGUCGAACAAUUGAUGGCAUUAGCACAGAAGUAUAUCGACGAAGAGGAGAUGAACGCGAUGAAAGAUUCAGAACGAAGAGAGCGAGAUUACAUCCCUAGGCGACCUCAAGAGGUCAGAGGAGGAGGAAGCGACAAGCCUAAAACGGAGAAGCGGAAGGAACCCUAG